AGUCGGUAAAGUAAGACUCCCCUGAGGGGGUAUCCCGAAGGCGGUGAAAGGUUCAGUAGUUGCGCCGCGGCCCAAGGGGGCGAAAGCGACCGGAAGGACGCGCCGGAGGCUGUUUAUAGCCCUGUCAGGACGGCGUUGGGAGGGCAGCGGAGGCGGAGGCCUGAGGGUUCCUUGGAUGAUGACACACUGAGAAACUUCCUCUGAGGCCAGGCCCCCAUGGCAUCCCAAGACAAAGAUGUGGGGCCCUCACUGCCCUCUCCGUGGGCCUCCCAAAUGGGGCCCUGGGAGGCCAUUCUUGAGGCUGUCAGGGAGCACCUUCCGUCUCUGGACUCGGAUUCCUCUUUGUCAGACUGCGGAGAAGAGGAGCUGUUCAUCUACCAGCGAAAUCAAACCACCCUGAUUCCAGACUUGUCAGAGGAGCUGGCUGAAGACCCUGAUGGGGCCUGGGUCGCUCCGGCCAACAGGUCUCCUCCUGAGCCACUGGUGGUACCUGUGGAGUUCUCAGCAGAGCCCUGGGGUGAAUGGAAUGUAAGGAUGAAGGAAGGAAAGGAUCCUGGCCAGCCCUUGGAGAGUGGUGGUGAGAGCAGCUCUCUUAGGAUGCCUGAGGAGACCCCCACAUGGCAGGAAGGUGACCUUGGAGACAUGUCUUUCAACACCAAAGGAUCCCCGAGUCCUCCUUGGGGGCCGCAGGGAGAAGCCACCCUCUGUCUCUCAGAAGAAGACCUGAGGAUGGACCCAAAUGCUGUCCCCUGUGUUCAGAAGGGCUCAGACUCUGCAAACCGGAGAGCCCUCCGAAAAGAGAGAAGGAAGAUGAUCGAGAGAGACUUCCUUCAUAAAGUCACCUGGGGUGCCAGGGGCCCUACCUGCAGUGACCACAGCCAAGUGAAGGAGACACCCUGUGAAUCUGCAUCCACGGGUCCGAGACCAGGAACGUCAUCACAGGGGCCCCGGGAAGGCCUGCCAGUGCUCUCCCUCGAGCCACUUGAAGAGUGGGAUUUGGAUCACAUCCUUCAGAGUCUGGCUGGACAAGAAGACGACCGGGGAGAUGGAGCACCUAGAGGAGUGUGGUGGGCAGCUGAUCACCUCCAGGGCCCAGAUCAUGCCGAGCCCAGCGCCCAGGACAGGCUCAUGGAACAGCUCACCCUCCUAUGUGCCAAGCAAUUCAGAGCCUCUUCCUCUGCCUGGAAGGUGCCUGCAGACAUGCGCCCGGACAAUGAGCAGCUGAAGGCCAGAAGCAGAUGUGCUUUGAUAGAGCUGAGUCAGCGUCGGCUAAGGAACCCAGCGGAGCCUCCCACCAUCUUCAUCGACCUGAGGCCCACAGAGCCAUCAGACCAGGGGCCAUUGGAAAGGUACAGAGAGCACUCCGGCUCCAGCUCCAGCUCCAGCUCUUCUGACAGCGAGGAGGCAGGGGAAGAGGAGACAGCUGCUCGGAGAGACUGGCAAGGCCCAGGGGGGCUAUGGGACUGUACUGGGAAAAGCCAGCUUCUCCAGCAGCUCAGGGCCUUUCGGAAGGGGGUGGCUCUGCCCCAGUGGCCUGCCAACAAGGUUCCUAGGAGCAAGAAGGCUCCUGAAGAUACAGCUGGAUCUGGGGCUGGAAGGAAGCAACAUGUAACACUCUGAGUAAGGCAGAAUGCCCUGGCCAGACACUCAGGAGGAAGUCCUGGGGCCCUCGGGGACCCUCUUGGGCCAGGGAUAGUCAGAGGCCCUGGUAUCUCCUCUGGGCCAACUGUAAAUGCCUCUGGGACUGGAUCUUGGGAGGUUAUUGGGGUGGGUUGACUCAGUCAACACACCCAGGUCUGAUGGUCCCUUCACUCUCCCAUUUCUCUUAGCAGGUGCUUUUGUAGUGCAGGGCCUCUCAGACUGGACCCGUCACCUAGCUCUCUGUUCGAAUUUGGUCAGAACAUUUUAAUGCAUUUACAGCAGAGAUCCCAGCACAAACUUAUACACUGUACAGCAUGAAGACAACUCAGGUGACCCUACUCCUCUGAGAGGACGUGGAAGGAAAGCCCAUGAAGACAAUGGUUUUGUUCUGAUGGUUGAACUGCGAGCCUAUACAUCUUUGUCCAUUUCUGUAUUUUUUCCAUUAAUGUACACCUGUUAUUUUCAUCAUAAAAGGUCUUU
This is a messenger RNA of Myotis daubentonii (Daubenton's bat), 2121 nucleotides long. It is a transcript of the gene DNAAF8, whose product is annotated as dynein axonemal assembly factor 8. The record is from RefSeq and is a predicted model, not a curated record. Gene Ontology annotation, molecular function: dynein complex binding. Lineage: Eukaryota; Metazoa; Chordata; Mammalia; Chiroptera; Vespertilionidae. Gene Ontology annotation, cellular component: dynein axonemal particle.